Pseudomassariella vexata is the source of this 663-nucleotide messenger RNA. RefSeq names its product ribosome biogenesis protein SLX9-domain-containing protein. Bases 1 to 663 code for a protein of 220 amino acids. The record is from RefSeq and is a predicted model, not a curated record. The transcript is spliced from 2 exons. NCBI's taxonomy places the organism in Eukaryota, Fungi, Ascomycota, Sordariomycetes, Amphisphaeriales, Pseudomassariaceae. Gene Ontology annotation, biological process: maturation of SSU-rRNA from tricistronic rRNA transcript (SSU-rRNA, 5.8S rRNA, LSU-rRNA). Gene Ontology annotation, cellular component: 90S preribosome; nucleolus; preribosome, small subunit precursor.
AUGGCACCGGUUGCACCCUCCAAACGACGCUCACUGCACACCAAGCUCGCAUCAAAAUAUGAAGCUCAACCCUAUGCAUCACGUAGAGCUCUGCGACCCGAUGUCGUCGAAGUAUCCGACUUGUUCAUUAAUUCGAAAAAGGACAAGCGACUCAUCAAGCACUCGUCCUUCGUCUCGCGGAUCGAGAAGACGAAUAAGAAACCCCUCAAACGCCGCCGACCAUACAAGAAACUCGUUACCGAUCUUCAUUCUCUCAAGAAAGCCCUGCCUGAUCUCUUGGCCGACGGAGAGACUGAGGAGGGACUGAAGCAGUUGAAGGAGGGUAAAGUGCGCCUUAAGAGCCUUAGUAGCAGGAAGGGUGCCCUGAAGAAGAAAGAGAAGGUUGUCAAGGGCGAGGUAGAAAGGUUUCAGGGCAGCCUGGCACGUCUUAAUGCUGUGGGCGCCGCUUACCAAGGGAUUGCGCCAAGUAUAGACAUCGAAAAGCCAGGAGGGGAUAAUGGAGCAGAAGGCGGAGAGGCUCAGUCACAGAAUCCAAAUCCAACGGGCUCUCGGUGGGCUGCGUUGAGAGGAUUUAUAUCUGCGACCAUGGAGCAAAAUCCUGCCUUUAUAGGAACGAGAGACGAUGGGAAGCGAAGAGAAAAACACAGAAUGGAAGUUGCUUGA